Molecule: messenger RNA, 1311 nt
Organism: Panthera uncia (snow leopard)
Lineage: Eukaryota; Metazoa; Chordata; Mammalia; Carnivora; Felidae
Gene: OPCML
Product: opioid binding protein/cell adhesion molecule like
Exons: 8
Coding region: 247-1311 (354 amino acids)
Cellular component (GO): neuron projection
Source: RefSeq, a predicted model, not a curated record
AGCUCUUUUUGGAUGCAGGAGGGGGCAUCUGGUUCUGCUAGGCUGGAAAGCUGAGGCAGGAUUUGAGGAAGAAUCAUUAGACUCCGGAGAGCCUGGACUCGUUUCUCCUCCUCCCCCCUCUCUGCUUCUGGCUUGCUCCAUCCCCUUUCCGUCUCCCCACACCACCGCCUGAGACCCGCUGGUGUGCGGGGCGGGGGACAAGGACCGUGCCUCUGCUGGAGUUCUGGGAAGUUGUGGCUGUCGAGGAUGGGGGUCUGUGGGUACCUGUUCCUGCCCUGGAAGUGCCUCGUGGUCGUGUCUCUCAGGCUGCUGUUCCUUGUACCCACAGGAGUGCCCGUGCGCAGCGGAGAUGCCACCUUCCCCAAAGCUAUGGACAACGUGACGGUCCGGCAGGGGGAGAGCGCCACCCUCAGGUGUACCAUAGAUGACCGAGUCACCCGGGUAGCCUGGCUAAACCGCAGCACCAUCCUCUAUGCUGGGAAUGACAAGUGGUCCAUAGACCCUCGUGUGAUCAUCCUGGUCAACACACCAACCCAAUACAGCAUCAUGAUCCAGAACGUGGAUGUGUAUGAUGAGGGCCCAUACACCUGCUCUGUGCAAACAGACAACCACCCGAAAACUUCCCGGGUCCACCUCAUAGUGCAAGUUCCUCCCCAGAUCAUGAAUAUCUCCUCAGACAUCACUGUGAAUGAGGGAAGCAGUGUGACCCUGCUGUGUCUUGCUAUUGGCAGACCAGAGCCAACUGUGACAUGGAGACAUCUGUCAGUCAAGGAAGGCCAGGGCUUUGUGAGUGAGGAUGAAUACCUGGAAAUCUCUGACAUCAAACGUGACCAGUCUGGGGAGUAUGAAUGCAGCGCCUUGAAUGAUGUUGCCGCACCUGAUGUGCGGAAAGUAAAAAUCACUGUAAACUACCCUCCCUAUAUCUCAAAAGCCAAGAACACUGGUGUCUCUGUUGGUCAGAAGGGUAUCUUGAGUUGUGAAGCCUCUGCAGUGCCUAUGGCUGAAUUCCAGUGGUUCAAGGAAGAUACCAGGCUAGCCACCGGCCUGGGCGGCGUGAGGAUUGAGAACAAAGGCCACAUAUCCACUCUGACUUUCUUCAAUGUUUCAGAAAAGGAUUAUGGGAACUAUACUUGUGUGGCCACAAACAAGCUUGGGAACACCAAUGCCAGCAUCACACUGUAUGAAAUAAGCCCCUCAUCAGCAGUGGCAGGGCCUGGAGCAGUCAUUGAUGGUGUAAACUCGGCCUCUAGAGCACUGGCUUGUCUCUGGCUAUCAGGGACUCUCUUUGCCCACUUCCUCAUCAAGUUUUGA